AUAUCGAACUUUCAGGUGUUCAGAUGGAUGCAAAAACAACGCUGGUACAUUGCUGAUAAUGGCAUUUAUUCUAAGUUGAUAACAGUUAUGGGAAAGAAAGGCCAAACUAGGAUGGCUAUGUGGCUCUUUUCUGAGAUGCGUAAUAGUGGGUGCCGACCUGACACUUCUGUUUAUAAUGCUCUAAUUACUGCCCGCCUCCACACUCGGGAUAAAGGAAAGGCAUUAGCCAAAGCGCUUGGUUAUUUUGAGAAGAUGAAGGGAAUGGAACGUUGUCAACCCAGCAUUGUGACAUAUAAUAUUCUUUUGAGAGCUUUUGCUCAAGCCCGAAAUGUUGCUCAAGUUAAUGCUUUGUUCAAAGAACUUGAUGAAAGUUUUCUUUCUCCCGAUAUUUAUACUUACAAUGGUGUGAUGGAUGCAUAUGGGAAAAAUGGGAUGAUCAGAGAAAUGGAAGAUAUACUUUCCCGCAUGAAACGUGCUCGGUGUAAGCCAGAUAUUAUUACAUUUAAUUUGCUGAUUGAUUCAUAUGGGAAGAAGCAAGCUGUUGACAAGAUAGAACAAGUGUUUAAGAGCUUGUCGCACUCCAGGGAGAAUCCAACACUGCCAACAUUUAAUUCAAUGAUCAUUAACUAUGGGAAAGCAAGACUUCGAGGGAAAGCUGAAGACAUUUUCCUAAAGAUGGCUGAUAUGAAGUACAAACCAAGCUUCAUAACAUAUGAUCUUAUCACAAUGUAUGGAUAUUGUGACUGUGUUUCUAGGGCCAGAGAAAUAUUCGAUGAGCUCAUCAAGUCAGGGAAGGGGAUAAAAGUUUCAACACUGAAAGCCAUGCUUGAUGUUUACUGCAUGAACAGUUUGCCUGUGCAAGCAGAUGCACUUUUUGACAACCUGCACGAUUUGAAGGUGACUCCAGAUUUGUCAACAUAUAGACUUCUUUACAAAGCCUACACCAAAGUCAAUAUGAAAGAUCUAGUACAGAAAUUGCUAAAGCGGAUGGAGAGAGAUGGUAUAGUCCCAAAUAAAAGAUUUUUCUUGGAGGCUUUGGAAACUUUCGGGUCUAAAAUGGCUAGUCCAGAAUCAGCUAGUGCUAAAAUGAUGUGAGCAAAUUAGGGACUC
Molecule: messenger RNA, 1110 nt
Organism: Mangifera indica (mango)
Lineage: Eukaryota; Viridiplantae; Streptophyta; Magnoliopsida; Sapindales; Anacardiaceae
Product: pentatricopeptide repeat-containing protein At4g39620, chloroplastic-like
Molecular function (GO): protein binding; mRNA binding
Source: RefSeq, a predicted model, not a curated record